AGCCUCAUCAAGUCUGUCCCUGAUUAGUCGAUGCCUGUCAUGUACCAGACACCCAUUGGUCUUCGCGAGAGUGGGACGCGCGCGGUCCUCUCUGGGAGUUGUAGUCCUCUAUUGUUGUCCACGCUGCAAAAUGAGGUGACGAAAGGGUGGGUACUGGUUUUUUUUGGUGUUUUGUUUUUUAAUGAAAAACUAUGACCUUGCACAAGAUCCCUUUCCUCUGUUCCUCUUUUUUUGUGUGUACAGAGGGGAGUAGUUUUGGGAGAUGCAAGAAUUGGGAAGUCUGGGGUGCCAGGCAUUGGGAGGUGGGCUGGGCACGCCCUGAAAAGCUCCCCGCUGCCGUAGCUCUUAGGAAGAUUGGGCUGCUUACCUCAGCGAAAACGGGGGAGAAGUGCGGCACCCUGCUUUGCUACUAUCUUCUGGUCCCUUGAUGACCUAGGCUUGAACUCCAGUAAGCCACGGUUCCUCUACAUACCUCUGGAAACAGGAGGGGAUUGCCCUCUUGCUAUUUAUUUGGGAGUUUCCGAAUGAUAUUUCAAAAGAGAAACAAAAUUGCAGCAAGGACUUUUCAGAAUAGAGAUGUAGUUGUCUGGAGUGUGUGUUCAAAGAAUAAGUUCAUUGAUUAGGGAAGCUGAUAUCUGGGACCUGUGAAGUCAGAAGUCUUGGUCCAUGUAGAGGAUCUGGGCCCUGAAGCACUGUUGAAGACACCUUGGUCUUUUUGUUUAACAGGGAACUGUGGGGUUAGGUGCCUAAUGCAGUUCACAUUGAUCUAGAGUCCCAAAAUUGAAAAAUAAAAAGGGAGGUAGGUGAAUAGCGGUGUGAGAAAAUUGGGUGGGUCAGAGUGGCAUGCUCCUUCUGGAGAUUCAUUCAUUUGAUGGAUACUAAGUGUCCACCAAACAAAGGAACUAGGGAUACAAAAAUGAUUAGGAACUGGCUCCCUGACCCCAAGGACCUUGCAGUUAGAUGAAACAAAUAAACAAGUAAUAACAAUAGAGUGUGGUAAGCAGCAUAAUAUAAGAGAUGAUAGCAAGGUCAUCAUUGUUAAUUCACGUUCAAUUUAACACACAUUUCUCAGACGCUUUCUAAAUAAAGGAGCAUCAAGUUGUGUAAGACCCUUUCAUGUCCAUCUACUCACUUGAGGUGGAAUUUUUUUUUUUAAAGGAUAUUCUAUGUUUUAGGGCAUGAUCACAAUGAAAACAAGUUUGUGGCAGUAGAGAGAGCUCAGAAUAUGGAAUUAAGAGAACUUGUUUCAAUUUGACUCCGUCUAACAUUUUUUUUUUUUACAUUAGCUGUAGGAACUUUCGCAAGACAUUUAACUACAGAGCUUUAGUUCCCUCGUCUGUAAAAUUGACUUCUGCCUAUUUGAUUGUUGUAGUCAAAAUUAACUGAGGUAACAAAUGAGAGAGGACUGCCUAAAUAAUAAUAAAAAAUAAUAAUAAUACAUAGGUCAAAUUGUUACUGUUCUUUUCAUGUCUUAGUUUGAGGUAAUGAAAUAAAAUGAUUUUAUUAUCUUCCCCCCACCCUUUGAAAGCUGCGGACAGACCUCGGUCAUCCUUUAAAAUACAUUUAACAUAUACAUAACAGUCCUCUCUGUUUGCCUAGGGAUAUUUAGGAAAAUGACCUCAAAAUGUCCGUCAGGAAUGUAUUCCCAGGAAAAGACAGCACUUCUAUAAAACAAGCCAAAUAAAAAGGAAAUGAAAUUCCAUUGUUAUGAGGAGUCCUCAAGCGCCACGCCUUCGAACGGUUCUCCAAACUGCAGCCUGCAGCCACGACUGCAACCCGCGACCCAUUUCUCAUGAGUCAGCAGACACCAUGCCUAGGAGGACGGAGGAACGGCGCUCUGGCCGCACCAGACUCAUCGGGCGACGUCUAUGGUACAGCCCCUCUAUCCGCCGCCAGAAGAUGGUGUCGCACUCUGUGGUCGCGGUUUGGAAAUCUGCGCGGGAAGUGGGAGGUGGGAGGUGAAACGGUAGUAGGUUGUCCCUUCCAGCUACCCAAUCGAGGUGCUCUAUUCUGCGGGCGCACGGAAGCCUCCCAUUACAGUCUCAACAGAUCUCAGCCUCCUUGCAGCCUUUUUGAACUGCGGGGGUGGGGCGGGGGAGGGCUGAGCCUCCGCGCGGAGACUUUACCAAUCAGCGUGCAGCAGAGCUGUAAAGGACAGCAACAAGAGCCAACCAGCGGACCUGUCCUCUUCCUGCACACGCACUCCCGCCUCCCGGGUCGCGGCCGUUACUGGUGGCGCGCGCGGGGACUCAAAGUAGCUCAGACUUCUAGGUAUGAAGACGCAGGGAGACGUUGGAUCAUAACGGAACCUACUUGGGCUGUGGAUCGAAGAUGUUGGUGUACUGGAGUCAAGACUCGUAGGCCAGGCCGGUCAUGAGGAUGGAGUUGACACUAUCCAGGGGUCGUCUUACUUUCCCUACCUGACCAGUUUCCCUCUAGGGUGGCAUCCUUCUAAGUGAAUCCCACUCCUGCUAUUUUGAGUUGCUUCUUCUUUCAUUUGUUCUUUUACCAGUAGGCUCAGUGAUGUAACCUCCAUGAAGACAGGGCUCAUUUUAUGUUUGGUUCACGGAUAUGUCCCACAUACCUUGACGGCAAACUUUGCUCCAUAACUACUGUUGAAUAUGAUGGACUUUAGGGGAAAAGACAGUUCUGCUGGUCCAGCCCUGGAGGGGGCGUGUGAAGGCAGAAAUGGAAAGUAAUGGUUACACUAUAAUGAGAAGUGUUUGGAUAGGCUGCGGAACAUACAGGAGGAACACUGGAAAGCUGUGACAUUGGAACUGAAUCUUGAGGGAUGAUUAGGAGUUGGAGCAGGAAACUCAGAGUGAAAGGCCAGAGGCAAGCUGGGCUAAGGCAUGCAGGUGUGCAGGACAAGGAGGACAGUGUUUUCAGAGAUUAAUUAGAAGGCCCAUGUGACUGAAUUAUAGGCUCGUGAAAUUGGGGGAGCGAGGCAUUGCAGGACAUGAAGUUCAGAUCGUGGAGGGUCUUGCUAAGGAGUUAGAUUUUAUUUUAUCCUGUGAACAUGGGAAGCCAGCAAAGGGUACUAAAUAGGAGAGACAUCAGGGUGAUCUUGGGCAAGUUCUUUUGUGUCACAGUUUCUUUAUGUGAAAAAAUGGGAGAUAACAAUAAUACCUACCUUACAGGGCUCUUCUGUUAAAUGAGUCAGCUAGUGUAAUUAGAAUAGUAACUGGCAUAAAGCAAGCAUCUUUAUAUGAUGGUUGGUUUUAUGAUUCUUUGCAGUUCAGUGUGAUCACAUUGAGGUGGUAGGAUAAAGUGUAAAAAGCAUGGGCGUUACAGCCAGAAUUACAUAUAUUCCUAUCCUUUCUACUUACUGCUGUGUUAUAUUGAGCAACUUUUAAAAAUAUUUUUAGCAUUACUUUCAUAAAUGCGUACCUCAUAUGGCUAUGAUGCCUGACACAUAACACAAUGCCCAACACAUAGUUGAUGUUUGGCAAAGGUUAGUUCCCUUUGAAAUUCUCUUUUUCAAACUAUAGGUUGUGACCCAAUAAUGGAUAGUGAAAUCAACUUAGUAGGUUGCAAGUCAACGUUUAAGAGAUAUAUGUGGUAUAGAAAAAAUAGAUGAAAGAUAAUCAGCGUAUUGUGCAUACUAAGGUUAAGUAUUGUUUCUCAAAACUUUUGUUUAUGUAAGGAAGUACAUAUGUUCACAUGUAUCUGUGUUGUUAGGUGCCGUUGAGUCAGUUCCAACUCAUAGCGACCCUGUGUCCAACAGAACAAAACACUACCCUGGUCCUGCGCCACGCUCACAAUCGUUGUUAUGUUUGUGUACUAGAGACUGUAUAUUUCUCUCUCUGUCAUCAAAGAUAUUUGAAAAACGCUUCAGGAGGAUAAUAACAACGAUUGACGGAAAGAAAAUCAUCAACCUCCAUUAUGGAGGAUACCCAGGUUAUCGACUGGGAGGCUGAAGAAGAGGAGGAAACAGAGAGAUCCAGUGAAUCUGUGGGGAGCAACUUGGAACCCCUAGGGCGACUGCAUAUCUUCAGCAGUGCCCAUGGACCAGAAAAAGAUUUCCCGCUAUACCUUGGGGAGAAUGUGGUAGGCCGAAUGCCUGACUGCUCUGUGGCCCUGCCCUUUCCGUCCAUCUCCAAACAACAUGCAGUGAUUGAGAUCCUGGCCUGGGACAAGGCACCUAUCCUCCGGGAUUGUGGGAGCCUCAAUGGUACUCAAAUCCUGAGGCCUCCUAAAGUCCUGAGUCCUGGGGUGAGUCAUCGCCUCAGGGACCAGGAGUUGAUUCUCUUUGCUGACUUACCCUGCCAGUACCACCGUCGCCUGGAUGUCCCCCUGCCUUUUGCCUCCCGGGGCCCUCUAGCCAUAGAGGGGACACCCAGGGCACAGGGAGGAACUCGAACCCAGGGGCUUCUGUUGGCUGAGGACUCAGAUGAUGAAAUAGAUCCUCUUUCUGAAAGCUGUGUGGUGAAAGGAUCAAGGACCACAUCCUCCCCUUUGGCAACAGUAGUCCCGGAGAGUGAUGAAGAAGGGGCUUCCUCUGCCCGGGAUGGCCCUGGGGCACCCUUUGGCUUCAACUUGAACAGUGACACAGAUGAGGAAGAAGGUCAGCAGCCAGCAUCAAGGGAGGCCUCCUCAGCUGCCAGAAAAGGUGCCCCUGCAGAGUCAAAGCAGCCUGAUGUUGAUGGAGUUGCAGCUGAACUCCAGCUUGAAAAGGAUCAGCCUUCAGCAAAGGAGAGGGACAGUGACACAAAAGUUGAGAGGGGUGCAGGCAAUGUUGUGGUUCCAGUCAGAGUGAUUCUGGAGAGAAGCCACCCUGCUGGGGAGGACAGUGACACAGAUGUGGAUGAGGACAGCAGGCCUCCAGGAAGACCACCUGAGGGCCAUUUGGAAAGGGGCCAGCCUUCUAGCUUCAUCGACAGUGAUACCGAUGUGGAAGAAGAGGGGAUCCCUGCAACCCCACCUGUAGUUCCAAUGAAGAAGAAGCAGGUUUUCCGUGGAGUUGGUAUGCAUGGUCCUGGAGUGCCUGCCUUGGCACAUCUGCAGAAGAGCCAGGCUGGUGGUGACACAGGUGUGGAGCAGGGCGAGGCAAGCCAAGGCUCCAUGGUGAUCAACAGUGAUACAGAUGACGAGGAAGAAGUCUUAGCAGCACUGACCUUGGCACGUCUGAAAGAGAGCCGAGCUGUGACCAACCACAGAGAUACAGAUGUGGAAGAGGACAGGGCCCCACCUGUGGUCCUUCUGGAGCGAAGCCUAACCUCUGCUGAGAGAGACAGUGACACAGACAUGGAGGAGGAGAGAUGUCCAGUGGAAAGCAGACAAACUGUCCCCAGGGGUCACAUAGACAAGGAUGGAGCCCUUGUUAUGGCACAUUCAGGAAAGAGUCAUCCUCUUCUUAGAGAUGGCGAUAAAGAUGUUGGGGAAGAGAAGGGCUCUCCUGGGGCCCACCUGGAGAGAAGCCAAGCCUCUGCCACAAUGGACAUCAAUACAGAAAGUGAGGAGAAAGUCCCAUUAGAGCCAGCUGUUACACAUCUGGAGAAGCACCAGGUACAGGGCACAAAUCAAACAGAUAUGAAAGCAGAAAGGAGCUCAGCAAAGCUGCCUGUGGUGCACCUAGAGGAAGCCCCGCCUCCUCCAGAUGAGGACUGUGAAACAGAUGAGGAGGAGGACAUGUCCUUCGUGACCUCAGCAUUGGCAGAUGUAAGAAAGAGCCAGCUUCCGGCUGAAGGGGAUGCUGGGACGGAGAGGGCUACAGCUGUUCUUAAGCGGGAGAGAGUUCUUGAGGCAGGAACCCAGGGUAGGUCACCUGUGGCACAAGUGAAGCAGGGCCUUCUCCCUGUCUCAAGGGAGAACCUAACAGAUCUGGUGGUGGACACAGGCACUCCAGGGGACCCCAUCCAGCCACAUAGAAAGGGAGCCCAGACCCUCACAGAAAGGGAGAGGGAACCGCUUACAGACAGUACCAAGGACUCUAAAGACAGCCAUGAUGACUCUGAAGAUCUGGAUCUACAAGCUACCCAGUGCUUUGUGGAGAGAGAGAAUCCAAGCCUAGAGGCAAUCAAGAGGAUGGAGGAGGAAGCAACUCAGGCCUUCCUGUUUACUCUGCCCCAAGAAGAGCCUGGCCCUUUCCAUUGCAGCUUCCAGACCCCAGGUACCCUGGAUGAGCCAUGGGAGGUCUUGGCUACACAGCCAUUCUAUUCAAGAGAGUCAGAGGCCUCUGAGACCCAGCACAUUGCUGCCCACCUUGAGGCCCAUGGAACUUGUCCCUGUCGUCCCUCUCCACCCAGGGCAACUCCACAAGACCAACAUCCAGAAAGCACAGUUCACACAGAGUCACUGGGAAUUCAAGGCAGGGGGAUUCAGACUGAGGAGAAAGGCCUGGAUACACCAAGAGAAACUGCAGAAAGUGUGACCCCUGAGAGAGAGCCCUUGGAGAGGGAAGCCAAGGAACUGCCACCAGAAGGAGAAAGAGAAGAUGGGAUAGGAAAGGAAGAAUUAACCAGGGGGCUACAGGACAGGGAACAAGAACAGGUGUUAGCUAGAGACCUUCAGAGACAAGAGUCUGAUAUAAAGAUGAAAAGUGCAAAUGCUGAAUGGGAUGUGAAGAGUUUGAAAGUAGAAAUGGAGACAUCCAAGGAAAUACAAGAGAAAGAAAUAGAGAAGCAGGCCCUUGCAAGAGAAAUAUUUGAGAGAGAAGCACAGAGACCAGUACCAGAGAAAGAGAGUGAGCCAGCAGAGUUAGAAGUAAAGGUACCCAAAGAGGUACUGGAGGAGACAGGCACACAGAGAGGGGAGACCAAGGGCAGUGGGAGCCAGAACCAGAAAGGGGAGGCCUCCCUUCCAACGCCAGAGCCUGGAGUGGGGGCGGGGGCCCUUCAAGGACUGGCUUCAGCCCCAAUAGCUCCUGGCAGCCAGUCAGGUAGAGGAAGGGUAGCCCCAGUGAGCCCCACGAGGCAGCGGAGAGGUCGUUUGAAUUGGAAGAUGCCACCUGCUGAGAAGACUUCAAGAGGUGGUCAAGAAUCCCCAGAUGCUUUUCUGCCUCCAUCAGUGCCUGAAGCCUCAGCCACAUUCCAGAACCUGCCUAUCUCUCAGAGCCAAAAACAUCCUAUACUUCAGCCCCUGCUUUCCCCCUCUCUGCCUUCUUCAGCAACACCCAUUCCCAGGACCAGGCAGAAAGAGAGUCCAGAAGCUGUAGAGACUCCUUUGUCCUCAGAGCUGGAGCCUCUCUACCCAAAGCCUAAAGUCAGGCCCCGAGGAUCCUCUAGGGUCACACCCUCUCCAGUUUCCUCUACUGCCCUUGAGCCCCACCCUCCCACCCCCACAGACCAGCCUGUUAGCACUGAGCCCACACCUUGGGUUACUCAGGGCAAGACACGCAGGUCCUCUGUCAAGAUCCCUGAACCAGUUGAACCCACAGCCCCUGAGCUCCAGCCUUCCACUUCCACAGACCAGCCUGUCACCCUCAACCCCCUGUCUCGGGCCACUCGGGGCAGGACACAUAGGUCCUCUGUCAGGACCCCUGAACCAGUUGAACCCACAGCCCCUAAGCUCCAGCCUUCCACUUCCACAGACCAGCCUGUCACCCUCAACCCCGUGUCUCGGGCCACUCGGGGCAGGACACAUAGGUCCUCUGUCAAGACUUCUGAACCAGUUGAACCCACAGCCUCUGAGGUCCAACCUUCGACAUCCACAGACCAGCCUGUCACUGCCCAGCCCAUAUCACAGGCCACUCGGGGCAGGACACGUAGGUCCUCUGUCAGGACUCCUGGGCGAGUUGAACACACAGCCUCUGAGCUCCAGUCUUCCACCUUCACAGACCAGCCUGUCACCUCUAAGCCCACUCGGGGCAGAACACCUAGGUCUUCUGUCAAGACCCCCAAGCCAAUUGUCGCCACAGCCCCUAAGCUUCAGUCUUCCACCUCUACACACCAGCCUGUGACCCCCAAGCCCAUAUCUCGUGCUACUCGAGGCAGGACAAAUAGGUCCUCUGUCAAGACCCCUGAACCAAUUGAACCCAUAGCCCCUGAUCUCAAGCUUCCCACCCCCACAGACCAAUCUGUCACCUCCGAGCCCAUAUUAUGGGCCACUCAGGGUAGGACACAUAGGUUCUCUGUCAAGACUCCUGAACCAUUUGAACUCACAGCCCUUGAACUCCAGCCUUCCACCUCCAAAGACCAGUUUGUCACCCCUAAGUCCACGUCUCGGUCCAAUCAGGACAAGACACAUAGGUUUUCUCUCAAGACCCCUGAACCAUUUGUCCCCAUAUCCCCUGAUCUCAAGCCUCUCAAUCCCACAGAUCAGCCUGUCACCCCUGAGCCCAUAUUACGAACCACUCGGAGCAGGACACAUAGGUCCUCUGUUAAGACCCCUGAACUAGGUGAACCCACAGCCCUUGAGUGCCAACCUUCCACCUCCAAAGACCACCCUGUCACCCCUGAGCCUGUAUUACAGCCCACUCGAGGCAGGACACCUAGGUCUUCUGUCAAGACUCCUGAACCAGUUGAACUCAGAGUCCCUGGUCUCAAGCCUCCCACCCCCAGAGAGCAGGAUGUCACCCCUGACCCCCUAGUUCAGGGUAGUCAGAGCAAGACACUAAAGUCUUCCACAGUAAGUGCCGUGCCAGUUCCUGUAACUUCUGAAUUCCAGCCUCCUGUCCCCACAGACCAGCCUAUUCCCGCCGAACCCAUCCCUCAACCCAGCUGCAACAGGAGACAGAGGGCCACUAGGAAGCAUGAGUCCCUCACAGCUCCCAUUGUCCAUGAACCCUGCUGUACACCCCAUGAACCUAAAUCCCAGUCCUCAAGGACCCAAAGACGAGGAGCACUGAGAGCAGCUGAGUCCCUUAGGGCCACUCCUGAGCCUUCCUGUCCCCAACUUGAGGCACCCACUCAUGCUCCCCAGUUCCAAAAGGUAGAGGCAGCAGGUAGAUCUGGGUUCACCCCAGAGCCCCAGCCUAAGGCCUCUCAAAGCCGCAAAAGGACUUUAGCUACUAUGGAUUCACCCCCACCUCAAAAACAACCCCAAAGACGGGAAGUCCCCCAGAAGACAGAGCUCCCCAAGGAAGAACAAGAAGGCACUGCCGAGAGGCCAGGGAAGAAAAAGAACAUAGUGAUUCCAGGACCAGUCAAGAGAAAGAGAGACCAAAAAGAGGAGGAGCCCAGGGGAACACAGAGCCGCAACCUCCGGCGAACCAAAUCUAACCAAGAAUCAGUGGCCCCCAAAGUGCUCUUCACAGGAGUGGUGGAUGCUCGAGGAGAACGUGCUGUGCUGGCCCUGGGUGGAAGUCUUGCCAACUCAGUGACAGAGGCUUCACACUUGGUCACUGAUCGAAUUCGCCGGACAGUCAAGUUCCUGUGUGCCCUGGGACGGGGGAUCCCCAUCCUCUCCUUGGACUGGCUACACCAGUCCCGCAAGGCUGGUUGCUUCUUGCCCCCGGAUGAAUAUGUGGUGACUGAUCCUGAGCAGGAGAAGAACUUUGGCUUCAGCCUUCGGGAUGCCCUGAGCCGGGCUCAGAAGCGAAGGCUGCUGGAGGGCUAUGAGAUUCAUGUGACCCCUGGAGUCCAGCCGCCACCGCCUCAGAUGGGAGAGAUCAUCAGCUGCUGUGGAGGCACUGUCCUGCCCAAUAUGCCCCGGUCCUAUAAGCCUCAGAGAGUUGUGAUCACGUGCUCCCAGGAUUUCGCACGAUGCUCCAUUCCCUGCCGGAUUGGGCUUCCCCUCCUCUCACCCGAGUUCCUGCUGACAGGAGUGCUGAAGCAGGAAGCCAAUCCAGAGGCCUUCACCCUCUCCACUUCGGAAAUGUCAUCCACCUGAAAACCCCAGUGUCCUUUUCCCUGCAAGACCUAUAAAUAAAAUGUUAGAAAAUAUUGUGAAGAAAGAACCUGGGGCUUUAGAAAUAAUUGGGGUGUACUGAUAUAACACUUGUCCUGGAGCAUGGGUGGCGUCAGAAAGGCUCAGGGGUAGACAGAAAGAUAGCAAGAUUGGGAACCACAAAUUUCCUAAAACGGCCAUUUAAUCCUUAGAAUUUUAAGUGGAUGCGCAUUUUUGGCCAGACUAAUCUAGUUAUUUCUCCUUGACACACACGGAAACCCAUAUUGCUUCCUCUUUUCUUACUGGGAUUCUUAGUCAUCUUCCCAAAGAUGAGUAGAUUUGAGGGUAGAGUUUUGGAAUGCUACGAAAAUGUUUUCCUCUCUCCUGGCUCUAUCUGGUUAGAAAUAUCCGUUAGCUGUGACUUUGAGCAACUCUUCGCACUGUUCUGGCUGCAUUUUCAGUGUUUAUAAAAUAAAUGCUUAAGCCUGACCUCUGUGAUAAAUAAAUAUUUGCUCUGUGCCUUAUGGUGUGAGGUUUUUCUUUAAUGUCUGGUUUUUAAGAGACUAAAACUUUUUUUUUUUUUAUCCUUAUGGACUUGUAUUUAAUUUACUAUUAUCUUCCAUUUAGGGAAAGUUAUAUUUAUUAAAUUUUAAAAGUUGGUUGAUUUUGAGGAUGUGGAGGAACUGGGACCCUCGUACAUUGCUAGUGGGUAUGUAAAAUGGCUCAGCUACUGUAGAAGACCAUUUGGGGGCUCCUCAAAAAGUUAAACAUGGAAUUAACUACCAUAUGACCCAGGAAUUCCACCCUUAGGUAUAUACCCAGAAGAACUGAAACCGUGCUCAAAUACUUGUACGAGAAUAUUCAUAGCAGCAUGAUUCAAUUACCAGAUGGUGGAAACAACUCAAAUGUUCAUCCGAUGAAUGGGUAAACAAAUCGCGGUGUACAAAUAGAAUAUCAUCCAGCCACGAGGAGGGAUGAAGGACUUGGUGUCUGCUACGACAUGGACGAAUCCCAAAAACAUGCUAAGUGGAAGAAGCCAGACACAGUCAUGUAUUAUGUGAUUCUAUUUAUAGGGAAUAACCAGAAUAGGUAAGUCCAUUGAGACAGAAGGCAGAUGGUGAUUGCCAGGGGGUGGACAUGGAGGUCAGGGCAUUCGGAGUGACUGUUUAAUGGAUACAGAGUUUUUUGGGGGAAUGAUGAAAAUGUUUUGGAGCUAGACAGAGGUGGUCGUACAACAUUGUGAAAGUGCUAAAUGGCACUAAAUUGUUCUUUAAAAUGGUUUACCUUAUGUGAAUUUCACUCGAAUGAAAAAAUGUUGGUUGAUUAGUUUUGUGCACUUUCUGCGUGUAAGUUGGAAAACUUUGGUAUAGAAACAGCAUGAGCUUUGCCAGGCACUGUGUUGGCUUUUAAACAUACCUAAUACCAUAUAGGAAACCCUGGCAGCGUAGUUGUUUAAGAGCUAUAUCUGCUAACCAAAAGGCCAGCAAUUUGAAUCCACAAGGCGCUCCUUGGAAACUUUAUGGGGCAGUUCUACUGUGUCCUGUAGGGUCACUAGGAGCCAGAAUAGACUUAGCAAUGGGUUUGAGUUUUUGGUUUAAUCUCAUAUAACACAACCAUUGCAGGUAUAGCACAUGCCAGGACUCAAAUAAAUAAUAGUCCCCUUGUGAAAACAAUAAGACAAAGCUCUGAUUACUCAGCAGAAACCAUGCAGGCAAGAAGGCAGUGGAAUGACAUAUAUAAAACUUUGAAAGAAAAAAAUUGCCAACCAAGAAUAGUAUAUCCUACAAAACUCUCACUCAAAUAUGAUGGUGAAGUUAGGAAAUUUCCAGAUAAACAGAAAUUAAGGGAAUAUUUAAAAAAACAAAAUUAUUAAAGGGAGACCUUCAAUUAGAGAAAAAACAUCAGACAACAGCCCAAAUCUAGGACGCAAGACUGCAUUAGCCACAUAGCAACCUAGGUAACGAACUCUCAAGGAUUAAUCAAAACCAAGAAUUUACAACAGGGAGCCAGAGAGGUUAAUCUGUAAAUGACAAUAAUGUCAGAACAAUAAAAGAGGGAACAAAUGGUGUAGGUAUAACUUUCAAAUGGAAAUGAAGGCAAAGCAAUAGCAAGUUGAAUUCCUAUACACCAGUAACAAUGAAAAGGAAAUCAGGAAAAGGAUACCAUUUAUAUAGCCCCUAAAAGAAUAAAAUACUGAGUAAUAAAUCUAACCAGGGAUGUAAAAGACCUAUAUAAAGAAAACUACAAAACACUACUGCAAGAAACCAAAAGAGAUCUACAUAAACGGAGAAACAUACCAUGCUCAUGGAUAGGUAGACUCAACAUUGUGAAAAUUCAAUUCUACUCAAUGCAAUCUACAAAUACAAUGCAAUCCUGAUCCAAAUACCAACAGCAUUCUUUAAAGAGAUGGAAAAACUAAUCAUUACUUUAUACGGAAAGGAAAGAGGCCCUGGAUAAGUAAAGCACUACUGAAGAAAAAGAAUAAAGUAGGAGGACUCCCAAUACCUGACCUCAGAACCUACUAUACAGUUAAAAAAAAAAAAAAACCUGGUACUGGUACAAUGACAGAUACAUUGACCAGUGGAACAGAACUGAGGACCUAGAUGUAAAUUCAUCCACCUACAGUCACCUGAUCUUCAACAAGGGCCCAAACAAAGUCCAUCAACUGGGGAAAAGACAGUCUUUUUAAUAAAUGGUGCUGGCAAAACUGGAUGUCCAUCUGCAAAAAAAAAAAAAAAGAAAGAAA
This is a messenger RNA of Loxodonta africana (African savanna elephant), 12514 nucleotides long. RefSeq names its product mediator of DNA damage checkpoint 1 (gene MDC1). The record is from RefSeq and is a predicted model, not a curated record. NCBI's taxonomy places the organism in Eukaryota, Metazoa, Chordata, Mammalia, Proboscidea, Elephantidae. The transcript has 16 exons. Bases 3886 to 9771 code for a protein of 1961 amino acids. Gene Ontology annotation, molecular function: protein binding.